UCCCCCAUCACUCUUACAACACUCCUAAGAAUGGGGUGCAAUGUCUCGAGGGUAGAGGCCAAUGGCGUCUCUUUGCCGGCCCGGCUGCUGCCGAUCUUCCCCAUGCGUCUGGGGCAGAUCAGGCAUCGCAAGCACGGCACCCCCUUGAAGGAUCCCACCCCUUCCCAAAAAAAUUUGCUUCUCCAUAAGGAUGAGGAUGACUAUGCUUCCAUCCGUUCUUCCAUUGCCUCCAGAACAUUAGCCUCUUCCCUCCAAGAUAGCAUUAGAAACCCCAAUCUCGUCGAACAAAAACAAAAGGAGAUUGGCUUUCGUGAUGAUGAGAAUGACGAUGAAGGAAGCUUGAAAAAGUGUACUAAAAACGAUACGAAAGACAGCCCGAGAGAGGAGGGGAAUGCCAAGAUUGAGGAGGCUGUGACAGAUGACGAGGAGGAUGAUGACAACGACGACAAGAGAAUGAUCGGCUAUGAGGAUGAUAAAUCCUGUCCAGGGUCGCCUAGCUUUCGAGUAUAUUUCCAUGAAAAUGGAGAAGACGAAAGCAAUGAUAUUGGCAAGACUAAUAAUAUUGGUGCCUCCAGAGAAACUACUGUUUCGAGUAAUUGUGAUGGCUUAUCAUCAAAGAUUGUGUUGCAGGGAUCGUCUGAUCCAGACAAGAAAGUGAAGAGAGGAAGAAAAAAGAGGAGCUUUGUAAAGAUAUUGCCAAAGGGAGGACAAGCCGCAGUCAAGAAUCUAUUGAAGGUGAAAUCGUGCUGCACGUCGACUCGUUCCUCCCGCGACCACGCCCAUCUUCUACGAACAAAAACAUCCACUUGAAACCGUGCAUGCAUGCUGAUUGACAGAGGAACCGCGGUCCUCCUCACAGUUUGGCCUGGGUUUUUUUCUCUCAUACCCCCAUCUAUUUUUCCUUCAGCUAGAGGAAAAAUCACCUAAGUAUACUAUGUAUCGGUAGAGGAAAAAUCAGGGAUUGUAAAUUGUAAGUUUCAGCAUGUACGGAAGCAUAGCCCAACCUAAACAUCCAAAUUGAUUCUUAAUGAAAUAAAAUGGAAGAGUAUGUUGUUAUA
Sesamum indicum (sesame) is the source of this 1058-nucleotide messenger RNA. RefSeq lists its product as uncharacterized. NCBI's taxonomy places the organism in Eukaryota, Viridiplantae, Streptophyta, Magnoliopsida, Lamiales, Pedaliaceae. The record is from RefSeq and is a predicted model, not a curated record.